CAUCUACACCUCUCUGCUUCAAUUCCGAAAUUUCCAGGCGAAUAAAAACCACCGGCAAAAUUUGGCGGAGAAACCUCGCCGAAGAAGCAAGCUAUGGCGGGCAGGAUUGCGGUAGCUGGAUCGCUACCGUGGAACUUGUUAAUUCAAGCUCUAGUUCUGAUAUCACUAUCAUUUCCCGCUAUCUCCAGCGCCUACCGACCAGGAGAUAUCGUCCGGAUGAGCAAGAUGGGGCAGUAUCACUCUUCGAGAACGACUUGGCACGAUGUGAUCGGAAAGCAUUGCCCGAUCUUCGCCGUUAAUCGCGAGGUGUUGAUCCCCAUAGCGAAACCAAUUGGCUACACGGGAACAGAUCCUUAUAAGAUAAAGUUCCAAGUUGGAAGUGAGAAAUAUCUAAUUCACUGGCUUUUGGUGAUAAACCGUAAGAGCUCAGAAGUUCCGAUGAUCGAUGUUAAUUUGAGAUAUUCUGGUGGAGAUUUGCUUGGAGUCACAGCUCAAGUUAUCGAUUUGCCUCAUAGCUAUGUGAAUACACAUCCGGAGAUCCGCACACAGUUCUGGGAUGCUCAACACUGGCCAAAACAUGUUCUUGUUAGAUACACAUGGAAGGAGCAGUCAGAGAUUGAUGUGUCCUCAGGAUUUUAUGUCCUCUUUGGCUCAGCUCUCACAUUCUCUUUCGUACUCUCCAUUUACGUCUUACAAUCUUCACGAGAGAAGCUGGCGAGGUUUGUAAGAGAGACGGUUGUGGAAAGCAGCUCGAAUGUUGGAGGCAUUGGUGGAAUUGGCAAGAGAGUUAAGAUUAUGGAGGGGCUCUUAAAGUUGUCAACACUGGUCAUCGUGUGCAUGUUAGUGUCUGCUCCAUUGGCGUCGGAGGCAGCAAUCUCCUGCGGCGCAGUCGCCGGCAACUUGGGGCAAUGCAUUAACUACCUGACCCGAGGCGGUUACAUUCCUAGAGGAUGUUGUAAUGGCAUUCAGACGCUCAACAGGUUGGCUCGGACCACCAGUGACCGCCAACAAGCAUGCCGCUGCAUCCAGGGAGCCGCUAGGGCCUUGGGUUCACGACUUAACCCAGGCCGUGCUGCUCGUCUUCCUGGUGCUUGCCGUGUUAGGAUCUCUUACCCCAUCAGCGCCAGAACCAACUGUAACAAGUAA
Molecule: messenger RNA, 1146 nt
Organism: Thlaspi arvense
Lineage: Eukaryota; Viridiplantae; Streptophyta; Magnoliopsida; Brassicales; Brassicaceae
Source: the annotation of a GenBank genome assembly